This is a messenger RNA of Jatropha curcas, 1925 nucleotides long. NCBI's taxonomy places the organism in Eukaryota, Viridiplantae, Streptophyta, Magnoliopsida, Malpighiales, Euphorbiaceae. The record is from RefSeq and is a predicted model, not a curated record.
CCUACGCAACAACUCUUCCAUUUCUCACUUAUAAAACCUCAUUGUAUUAUUUAUUUAUUUAUAAUUUAUGCUUAAUAACUGUUAUUUCAGUUUCUGCUUCAUACAGAUCGGUCUUGUCGCCUUGUGCUUCGCGUCAACGACAAUGGAUACGAACAUGGCUUUGGUGAAGUCAAUAUUGAGAGAAUUUAGAGUUUCUGCGAAUUCGUUCUUAUCGGAAUAUGAACCUCUCGAUUUGCUUAUUGCUCCGUUUCUCACCUUUCUUCUCGCUCGAAUUCUCCGUUCAUUUCUUCGCGUUAUUUAUGAAAAUGGACUUCAAUUGGGUUUUUUAAAUAUAUUUACUGUUUCGUUAUUGAUUUUAUUGUUAUUCAUACGAAGGCUGGUGCCUGGAGUCAAGAGCUACAUCGAUGCUGAAAAGCAGAAGGUUGUGGAUCAGUUGCAGUCUGGUACUAAAUCUAAACGAGAAAGCUGGAGGUCAGAGUUGCCAAGAGAAGGCUUAGGCACACGAGUGAUAGAGGAAAUGAAAGAAGAGAAAAGGAAUGAUGUAGUUUGGCAAGGAAAAUGCUCUGGUACAGUCUACAUUGGGGGAAGUGAAUCUGAAGGACAUUUUGCUUUGAUAAACGAGGCAUGUUCAAUGUUUGCACAUACCAACCCAUUGCAUUCUGAUGUAUUCCAGAGUGUAGCACGAUUUGAGGCUGAAGUGGUUUCAAUGACAGCUUCACUUUUUGGUGGCAAAGAAAAGGCUUCUGGAGGAGAAAUAUGUGGAAACAUGACAUCAGGUGGCACUGAAAGUAUAUUGUUGGCUGUGAAAUCAUCCCGUGACUAUAUGAAGGCAAAGAAGGGAAUUACAAGACCUGAAAUGAUAAUACCUGAAUCCGGACACUCAGCAUAUGACAAGGCAGCACAGUACUUUAAUAUCAAGCUGUGGCGUGUUCCUGUAAAUAAAAAAUUUGAAGCAGAUGUGAAAGCAAUAAGGCGGCACAUUAACAAGAAUACCAUUUUGAUUGUUGGAUCUGCACCAGGAUUUCCACAUGGCAUCAUUGAUCCUAUUGAGGAGCUUGGUGAAUUGGCUUUUCAAUAUGGGAUAUGUCUCCAUGUCGACCUCUGUCUUGGCGGUUUUGUAUUACCUUUUGCUCAUAAUCUUGGGUACCCGAUACCACCUUUUGAUUUUUCUGUUCAAGGAGUAACCUCAAUGUCAGUGGAUGUGCAUAAAUAUGGGCUGGCUCCUAAAGGAACAAGUAUAGUUCUAUACAGAAAUCACGAUAUUAGAAAGCAUCAAUUUGUUGCUGUCACUGAGUGGUCAGGUGGGCUCUAUGUUUCUCCUACCAUUGCUGGAAGCAGACCUGGGAGUUUAAUAGCUGGGGCUUGGGCAGCAAUGAUGUCAAUAGGACAAGAAGGUUAUUUGAAGAACACAAAAGCAAUAAUGGACGCAUCAAAAAAAAUACAGCAAGGAAUAAAGGAGAUUCCUGAAUUAUUUAUCAUUGGAAGACCAGAUAUGACAAUCGUGGCAUUUGGAUCAAAUGUUCUAGAUAUAUUUGAAGUCAAUGAUAUUAUGUCAUCAAAAGGCUGGCAUUUGAAUGCAUUACAGAGACCUAACAGCCUUCACAUCUGCGUGACCCUACAACAUGUAUCGGUUGUUGAGGACUUCCUUAGGGAUUUGAGGGAAUCUGUUGAAACUGUGAAAGAAAACCCAGGUCCCAUAAGUGGAGGCCUAGCUCCAAUUUAUGGCGCCGCGGGAAGGAUACCAGAUAGAGUUAUGGUUCAGGAGUUGUUAGUGAAUUUCAUGGACAGUACAUGCUAGUGUCAUUCCCUACCUUUUGAAUUCAAUUUUUUUCUUUUUAAUUUAUUACUUUUCUCACCUUUGAUCUUGUACGAGAAUAUAUCACUAAUUAUGAUUGAAAUGGACUUCUACUUAUUAUUUUCAUUUA